ACUGUAAGGAAGACCUCAACGCUGACCGGAUCAGCGGUUGCUGCACCCCAGCACACCCCCUGAAACCGUAAACAGUCCGACCAUUGCGCUCUAGCGGUGGUUGAACAAGGGGGUUGGAAAUCCGAUCUCGGCAGAAUAUACGAAAAUGGAAUCUGGUGGUGCGUACGGUGGUGGCAAAGCUGGGGGGGCCUUCGAUCCGGUGGUCUUCGUGCAGAGGCCCCAGGUCAUCUUGAGGGCAGUUUGCUGGUUAUUCGCCAUCAUAGUAUUCGGUUGUAUAUCUUCUAAAGGUUGGUACACCAGGGGCAAUCAAGAAGAAUGUCUCUUCAACAAAGAUGCCAGUGCAUGCAACUACGGUGUUGGAAUAAGCGUGAUCGCUUUCUUAGCCAGUAUGGGAUUUUUAGCAGGAGAGUACUUCUUUGAGCAGAUGUCAUCUGUGAAAACGAGAAAGCACUACGUUCUUGCAGAUUUAGGAUUUUCAGGAUUUUGGGCAUUUUUAUACUUCGUCGGAUUUUGGUACCUAGCAAGCCAAUGGGGAAAGACGGACAUCGACUACCCUACUGGUGCAAGUAAUGUCAAAGCUGCCAUUGCUUUCUCCUUUUUUUCCAUUUUCACGUGGGCCGGCUGUGCCUUCUUUGCAUUUCAACGUUUCCGUCAAGGAGCUGGAGCAGCAUUCGCCACGAAUUAUGAAGCAGAUGUCACCAUGCCUUCAACAUAUACAUCUUAUCCUGGAGGUCCUGACUCAGACCAGAAUUACCAGGAACCACCAUUUUCCGGAAUGAACCAGAGAGGGCCUGUAGAUUUCCAAGCUCCAGCAUACUAAUUGGUAUCAAUACUUUUUCAAAUCCUAAUGGUGAAGUAUGGAAAGGAAUAGGAUAAUUGGACAUUAGUUCUGCAGGGAUUGAACAGGUGGCAGUAAUUUCAAUUUUUCUCUCACCUGUAAUAUUAGCAAAACUCCACAGGGCAAGAUAUGAUUCUCUUGAACUUAGUACCUCAUAUCAAUAUUAUUUUUUUUGAGAGAAUUUACUGCUGCAAUGAUAUAUUAUCUAGGUACACUAUAGAAUAUUGAUAUUAAAUUUACAGUAAUAAGGUUAAGUAACAUAGAUAUCUCGAUGUACAAAUGUAUCAAUAAUCUGCUUGCUAGAAAUUUCAAAUGAUAAAAUAGGUUUGAGGUAGGACUAUUUCGUGUGAAUAGCUGUGUCGUUCCACCUACGUUCCUUAUGUUAUAAUAACUGAAUGCAGUCAAUAAAUCCAGAUAUGAUUACGGUAGAUGACAUAUAUCUUUUUGAUAUACGGAUAUUCAUAUUUAACUAGUAGCUCCGUAAAAACCAAAAUACCAAAUUUGGCUUGAAUUUAAUAAAACGUACUUUUUCUAUGUAAUCUUUUCCUUUACAAUUUUAGGCAGAUAGUGAAAUUUUGCUCUAUUAAUUUUUACCACUUUCUGCCAAAACACUGAGCUAUAUCGACUGUAAUAGUAAUAGGGAUAAGAAUUUUUGUGUGAAGAUGGUUGAAACCUCAUAACUUUCAAUUCUGGUGAACAUUUGUAGAUACUUUGUGUGCCGAUAAUAACUACUAGUAUAGCAAUAAAUUGUCAUCUUACUGUACUUUCAAAUAGUGUACAUCUUAUAUUUAUAUGGGUUAUUUUUAUAAAGAAAUAUGAUGUUUCAAUGUAUUUAAAUGAUUGUUUUGUGUUGAUGAGUUAAAUAAAUGUUUAUUCUUU
Messenger RNA from Harmonia axyridis, 1717 nucleotides. RefSeq names its product synaptogyrin. NCBI's taxonomy places the organism in Eukaryota, Metazoa, Arthropoda, Insecta, Coleoptera, Coccinellidae. The coding region runs from base 146 to 820 and encodes 224 amino acids. Gene Ontology annotation, cellular component: synaptic vesicle membrane; neuromuscular junction. The record is from RefSeq and is a predicted model, not a curated record. The transcript is spliced from 5 exons.